Messenger RNA from Homarus americanus (American lobster), 216 nucleotides. Its product is annotated as hepatitis A virus cellular receptor 1-like. The annotation marks the transcript as partial. Lineage: Eukaryota; Metazoa; Arthropoda; Malacostraca; Decapoda; Nephropidae. The transcript is spliced from 2 exons. The record is from RefSeq and is a predicted model, not a curated record.
CUUGCUUCCUCAUCAUCACUGCCUGCCAUCGUCACUACCUCCCGUCAUCCUCCUUUAUCACUACCAUCCAUUAUCUGCCUCCCCGUCAUCACUACCUCAUCGUCACUGCCUCACCGUCACUACCUCCCGUCAUCACUACCUCCCGUCAUCACUACACUCCCGUCAUCACUGCCCAUCAUCACUCUGCUCCCAUCAUCUCUACCUGCCAUUAUCACU